UGGAGGAGUUCCGCUAUCCUGCUACUGUAAAAUCCUAGCGUAGUGAAUCGCUGGGAGAGGUACAGGGGAAUAACGGAGGCGAAUUCACGAGCGUUCCCCGAUAGUGUUAUUUUGAAAUUAUAGUGACUGAAUACAGUUUAUCUACAUGAGAUGGACUAUUAGUACAGACAAACGUUUUUAUUUGCCUAGGCUUUGAAGAGUUUGCGAGCAGCUACCUAACUAGCUAUGCUAACGUUAGCGAGCGAGCUAGAUAAAACUGUAAACAUGGUUUAAAUUGGUCGCUCACUUGACGUUAUAUUGCUGUAAUUUAAAUUUAGUAUGAAUUAUUAUUUUAUCAAUGUGUGUCUGCCUUAGCUAAUAACGUUUAGGAUACAUUUAUGCUUGGAUUCAAACAGCCGCAGUGUGUGCACAAAUCAAACAACUGCAGCAAAGGCAGAUGAUGGAGGAGCUGUGGCGACGUGGCAUGCCCCUGUCAGAUCGAAUGGAAAAUGACUCCCCAGCAGAUAUGGCCCCAGGGUCCCCGACCACAGCGGCCCCGUCGGGCUCCAAUGCCUCCUGGGUGCCAGAGGCCCCCCUGGUGACCCCCGAGGAACCCUACUUCCUCAUGACCUCCACUGCCCAGACCGUGUCAGGGUUCUUUGUCUGGACAGCCCUGCUAAUAACCUGCCACCAGAUCUACAUGCACCUGCGCUACUACAGCUCUCCCAAUGAGCAGAGGCACAUAGUUCGCAUCCUCUUCAUCGUUCCCAUCUACGCCUUCGACUCGUGGCUCAGCCUCCUCUUCUUCACUAACGAAGAGUACUACGUCUACUUUGACACCGUCCGCGACUGCUACGAAGCAUUUGUGAUCUACAACUUCCUCAGCCUGUGUUAUGAGUACCUUGGAGGGGAGAGUGCCAUCAUGGCUGAGAUCAGAGGAAAGCCCAUUGAGUCCAGCUGUGUGUAUGGCACCUGUUGUCUCUGUGGCAGGACUUACUCCAUUGGGUUCCUCCGAUUCUGCAAACAGGCCACUCUACAGUUCUGUGUGGUGAAGCCUCUGAUGGCCAUGAUCACUGUCAUCCUGCAGGCCUUUGGGAAGUACAGAGAUGGAGACUUCAAUGUGGCCAGUGGGUACCUGUAUGUGACCAUCAUCUAUAACUUCUCUGUCAGCCUGUCUCUCUACGCCCUCUUCCUCUUCUACUUCGCCACCCGCGACCUGCUGGUCCCCUACAACCCCAUGCUCAAGUUCUUCAUGGUCAAGUCUGUCAUCUUCCUCUCCUUCUGGCAGGGUAUGCUGCUGGCCAUCCUGGAGAAGUGUGGAGCCAUCCCUAAAAUCAACUCUCCCGAAGUGUCAGUGGGGGAGGGCACGGUCGCCGCCAGCUACCAGAACUUUAUAAUCUGCAUUGAGAUGUUCUUUGCCGCUGUGGCCCUGCGCCACGCCUUUACCUACAAGGUCUACAUGGACAAGAGGCUGGAUUCCUAUGGGUCAUAUCCUAUUUAUGGACAGUACGGUCGCUGCGCCCCAAUGAAGAGCAUCUCUAGCAGUCUGAAGGAGACCAUGAACCCCGGUGACAUGGUGCAGGACGCCAUCCACAACUUCUCCCCGGCCUACCAGCAGUACACACAGCAGUCCACCCUAGAGCAGCGCGGGGGGGCGCCGGUGUCCCGCAGCCACAGCAACCUCAGCACCCGCGACAACGAGAAGACUCUGCUGCUCAGCUCCGACGAUGAGUUCUGAGCCGCUCUACACACCGACCGGUGGUACUACUGAAGGGGUGGAGAGGGGAGGGGCUUUAUGGACUCUACUAUAGUGCCGUACCAAAUCGACAGGCUUGAGUCCUUUGGCUGAUCCACUUCAUUGCAUACAUGAACAUACCACUGCCAAUAUGGAUCAAUACAGAUACACACACACGUGCAUAGACCAUUCCCAGGUCUCUUCAGGCUGUGUGUUAACACUACAAAGGCCUACCACACAGAGAAACACUCACCAACGUGCGUGCCAUUGACAUGAGUGCCAUUGAAAUAUUGUCAAUCAUACAGUCCUCCAUUUUGUUUUCAUUGGACAUUAUUUCUUAUCCCUUACCCUCCUGCCAGCUCUGCCUCUUGCUGAAAUGUUGCCAAAUAGAGGGAGAUCCCACUUGGUCAGCAGGACCCUCUCUAACUAAAGAUUUAGAUUUCAGAGUGACUUGGAUAAGACACUCUAAGGGACCCCUAAAUCACUGAGUUGUAUAUUUUGAUGUUUAUUGACCUGAUGGUAUACUUCUCAUUUUAAACUAAUCUAUUAUGAAGGGAGGUUAUUAUUAUAUUAUGUGUGUUUGCAUAUGAGUGUGUUGGCAUGAACAGGGAGGUACAGUGAGGAUAAUAUAAUUGGGGGGGGGGUUUGGGGGUCAUUCGGGGUGUCUCCCUGGAUGUUAUUGUUGUUGUCAUAUUGAGGGAACAGCUGUUGAUAGAGGUUUGGUGUGGGCGACUGACAUCACCCACACGGAUUACAGAUUAAAGAGGAACGGCCUUCUCAGCAGAGCUGGACCCGGCCGCAGCAGACAGGAUUAGAAUCCCGUAAUUGGGGCAUUAUGUGCGCCACAGAUCAGGCAUGUUUUUACCGUCACGUUGGUCUAACGGUCAUAUCGCGCCGAACUGCGCGUGUGCUGGCCGUCAAAUCAAAGGCUCUCUUUAGAUAACGUUUUUGGGACGAAAAUGAAAACGUGUCAAUUUGUUAAUUUAACGAGGUUGGAGUAAUAACAUGUUCAACUACUUAAGACAUGGCUCUUUAGAUUGAGAAAAUAAACGACUAAGGAAGAAUUUCACUGUUCUCAUUGACGUCUCAAACCUCAGCCUGGUCUGAUUCGCAAGCGUUCCUGGAAGUUUUGCAAUGUUGCACCUCUGGGUUUAGAAACUAUGUGGUGAAGUUGUCAAGGGUAUCGGGACCAAGCAAUUCUUCCCCCUGGUGGCAGGAGGCAGAGCGAUUUCCAACCCAGCCUCUGGGAGGAGCCUGUUGAGCAGAAAUACAUUUCCUUUGAAUACAUAGGCUUGGCUAUCUUCAGCAUUAAUAUACCUCAGUUAUGCCUGAAUAUACAUGCUUUCUUCAUCAUGGCUGUUUUCUUGCCUUGUUAGGGUUGCUAUGUUGCUGCUCAGUGUCACUACCCUCCUCGUUGCUUUUCCCUUUUGAGAGGUAUUUUUGCAGAAGACAACACACAUAAACAGACAAUUUUGAAACAUUUUACUCAUGAAACCCCAUCUCAUUGCACUGUCAAUUCCAAAGCUGUAGUUU
This is a messenger RNA of Coregonus clupeaformis (lake whitefish), 3247 nucleotides long. RefSeq names its product transmembrane protein 184B-like. The record is from RefSeq and is a predicted model, not a curated record. Gene Ontology annotation, biological process: transport. Gene Ontology annotation, molecular function: transporter activity. The transcript is spliced from 10 exons. Bases 437 to 1717 code for a protein of 426 amino acids. Lineage: Eukaryota; Metazoa; Chordata; Actinopteri; Salmoniformes; Salmonidae.